AGGAAUGAGGUGUGUCACACUCACAACCGUUCAGGUAAAACAUUUCCCUGAGUCUCUGAAGAGGAAGUGACUCUGUUUACUUGUUGUGAUUGAUUCAGUCUAGAAAAACUGAUUUUGAAGAAUCCAACCAGUGAUCCAAGACUCAGCAGGAGUGAAGUCACUGUUUCAGGAGGAUUUAGGAGAAUGACAGUGGAGUGACAUUAGACAGAAGAACCUCACACGGUGGGAAAACAUUUCUUCAUCUAACAGAGCGGUUUAAAAGAGAACUACUUUUAUCUGAAGAGACUUCCUGUUCAGCCGUAAAAUGUUCAGACUGAAGUUGGAUUAACGAUCAAACUUCAAACCUUUGGUCAGAGUUCAGUCUGAUCAACAGACUGCAGAGGAAAACGUCUCAACUUAUUUAGUUUGGAGGAAACUUGCUGAAGGAUGAGCUCAAGGCGGAAAAGAAGUGAUAGCAUGGAACAUCCACCUGAGUUCUCUGAUCAGCCACCAGAGGUGGUUAAAGAGGAGCUUUUAAAGACACUGGAGGAGUUGGAAGAUGAAGAGUUUGAUCAGUUCAAGUGGAUUCUGCAGAAGCCAGAAAUCUUAGAGGGUUUCUCAGUCAUCCCUAAGAGACGUCUGGACAAAGCAAACAGACAGGAAACAGUAGAUCAGGUGGUGCAGAACUACAACCAACAGUCUGUGGAGGUGAUGAAGAAAGUUUUAAAGAAGAUGAACAGGAAUGAUCUGGUGAAGUUUUUGAGCUGCAACACAGGAGCUCAAGUGUCUCCACAGCAAACCACAUCACACCAAACAAGUCUCCAGUCUGACCCACAGAACAGGAUCCGUAACAAAUUCAAGGACAUCAUCUCUAAAAGUUCUCUGAUCAGUUUAGGAUCUCCUGCUCUCUACCAGCUGAGACCAAAGAAAGAGGAGAUUGGAACUCUGACCAGAAUGACUGUUGGAGAAAGAAAUGUGAUGAAGAUCAACAAAACCAUCUUACUUGUUGGUGAAACAGGAACAGGAAAAUCUACUCUGGUUAAUGCUCUGUUCAACUACAGCAUGGGAGUGAAGUUUGAAGACGACAUCUGGUUUCAGAUCGUAGAAGACGAGAAGAGACGUCAGUAUGAAAGUCAGACACCAGAUGUGAUCGUGUACGAGAUCUUUGGUUUUGAAGAUCAAACUCUGCCCUACUCUCUGACCAUCAUUGAUACUCCUGGAUAUGGAGACACCAGAGGAAUCGAACACGAUGUCAUCAUCAGUCAAAGGUUGUUGGACCUGUUCAGCUCAGAUGAUGGAGUACAUGAAAUGAAUGCAGUGGGUCUGGUGAUGAAGGCGACUGAUAAUCGACUGAGUGACCGACAGACAUACAUCUUCAAUUCAGUGGUGUCUUUGUUUGGAAAAAACCUGGAGAAGAACAUCAUAGCUCUCAUCACACACUCAGAUGGAGUGACACCUGAAGAUGCUCUUAAAGCUCUGGAAGCUGCAAAAAUUAAAUGUGCCAGAAAUGAGAAGAAUCAGCCUGUUCACUUCCUGUUUGAUAACUGUCAGACCAAACAGAGAACAGAGGAAACUGAUAUGGUUUUAAAGAAUGCAUGGAAAGUGACAGGUAGGGGAAUGAGUCAGUUUACAGACUUUCUGGAAAAAUCUGGACCCCAGAAACUGAUGAAAACAGUUGAAGUGUUGAAUUCACGAAUCAGACUGACAGCCUGCAUCAACAACCUGCAAGACAGAAUCAAGUUGAUUGAACUGAGACAGACAGAGAUCACACAAACUCAAGAAGCUCUGAAAAAACAUGAAGAAGAGAUGAAGAAGAAUGAAGAAUUCACUGUAGAAGUUGAUGUGGUCUACAAAGAUAAAGAACCCAUCAGUGGUGGGGGUUGGUUGUUUUAUGAAGGAGCUGUGACCUGUAAAGUCUGUGAAGAGAACUGUCACUAUCCUGGAUGUACAAAGGCCUGGUAUCCUGAACACUGUGAGGUGAUAAAAGGAGGCCACUGUACUGUUUGUACCAGGAAGUGUCCUGUAUCAGAUCAUGUGAAAGAACAGAAGAUCUAUGUCAACAAGACCAGGAGAGUUAAGAUGACUUUUAAUGAAAUGAAAGAGAAGUAUGAAAAGAAUAAAGCUGAAUGUGAGAAGAAGUCGAGCCUCUUGGAAAAUCUGGAAAAGGAAAUGAAAGACCUGACAGCAGAGAAGACUCAGCUCCCUGAAGAGUCCUACCAACAUGUUGUCAGUCUGGAGCAGAUCGCCCUGAAUGUGGAUUCAGUGUCCACUCAUGUCCACUUGGACUUCCUGAUUGAGAAGAUGAAGGAGAAAGGAGACACAGAGAAGGUCCAGAAACUGGAGGAGAUGAAGAGGAGACAGGACGAAGGAACCAGAGCAGGACUGAGGUACAUGUUUGGAAAACUGGCAGCUGGUAAACCAGUUAAAGAAACAGUGAAGUAGGUGAAGAACCUCAUUCUGACCUUUCAUUGGUCGAUGCUCUUUAAACAUCAACAUGUUAUUGCAUAAAAAGUGUAAUAUUGAUUUAAUAACUACAUUACUAAAAAGACGUGCAGUUGUAGAUGAAGAAUUCAGAUCAGGACUUCUUGGUUUCUUUUUGUAAAAACACCACAGUUGGCCUCGCAUCUUAGCUCAAUGAUCCAGAAAGAGACAACCAACCACACUUUCACAUGAUCCUGUGUGAAGGUGCCACGCUGCCAUAUUUAGUGUGAAUGCAGCCUAAACUCAGCCCCUCAGUCAAACACACACAGACCUGUAACUCUUUCCACAUGACACCGCCAAGUGUGAAGGUAGGGUUUUCUGCCCUCACACCUUGCACACUGUGAUUGACUGGAGGUUCCUGAGUCACUGCAGAUAAAUACACAACCACACACUUCUACUGGGGCCAAUCCUGCAAAUUAUACCGUUAGGUAAAAGUAACAAUAGAAAAAUAGCAAAAUACUCCAUUACCUGUAAACAUCCUGUGAUACAACAAUACAAAGGUACAGAAGUCUUAUCAGUAAGAAGAGUUUUCAAUUCACCUCUGCUGGUGUCAUAAUACUAAUCACGUUACUGGAUUAUUUUUCCUGUUGUAGCUGUUUGAGCUGAUUUUAACUACUGUACACAUUGUGAGGUAGUUGUAUGUUUAUGAAAAUGCAUUUUCUUUUUUUAAGUUCAUUAUUUGUUAUGUCUUUAAAACUUUUAAUUGUAAUGUAGCUAGUAACUACAGAUGUUAGUUGUAGUGGAGUAAAGAGUAGCAUAAAAUAAAGUACCUACAAUUUGACUUUGAGUAAAUGCACUCUGCUACUUUGUGCAGACUGUUGCGUGGACUUCAGUAAUCUGAUUACAGCUCUCAACAGUAAUCUGAUUACAGUAAACUCUCUGCAGUAAUGUGAUUACAGUCAGAUCUCUGUAGUAAUCUGAUUACAGUAAACUCUCUGCAGUAAUCUGAUUACAGUCAGCUCUCUGCAGUAAUCUGAUUACAUUCAGCUCUCUGCAGUAAUCUGAUUACAUUCAGCUCUCUGCAGUAAUCUGAUUACAGUCAGAUCUCUGUAGUAAUCUGAUUACAGUCAGAUCUCUGUAGUAAUCUGAUUACAUUCAGCUCUCUGCAGUAAUCUGAUUACAGUCAGCUCUCUGCAGUAAUCUGAUUACAGUCAGAUCUCUGUAGUAAUCUGAUUACAGUCAGCUCUCUGCAGUAAUCUGAGAAAUCUGGUUUUCCAGCUACAUUUCAGCUGCAGAACAAAGUUUUCUUGCUCAUAUAUGAGGAUAAUUACCUUUCUAAUAAUCUUCAACAUGUACAGGACAAAGACUUCAAACAGGGACAGAUACAGUAAGUCUUCAUUACUCUGACUGAUGUGUCCUCAUGUUUAAAAUGGCUCCACCCAAAGUCUGAAACUAAGAGUCUGAAUAAGUCAGAUUCCAGGACAUUUAAAAUAAUGAAUCCAUGUUUCGAAAAUAGAUCAGGGACAGAAAUGUGAUCACUGACCUGCUGCAUGUAGAACAAGCCUGGUUUGUUGAGAGCAUAUAAACACACUGACUGAUGAACACACAGCUCACUGUCUCCCAGGACUAAACAUCAGACUCUUACAGCAGCCUUCAACACUCACUGUAACAACUGUCAGUUAAAGCUGGUGAAAUACAGUCGAAAGCUCCACAACAAGGGAGUAAGUGGAGCUUGAGUUGAGCUUGUUUUUGUCAGACUGAACCAUCAAGUACAGCAGGUGUGUAGAAGUACUCAGUGUACUGUGUUAAUAUGCAGAGUGUAACUAACAGUUCUGCUGUUAAAUGGAGUGAGGACGUCCCCUGGUGUUUAAUGUUCAGUACAACAGUGUGUGACAGCAGCCCCCUCCCUCCCUGAUAUCACAGUCAGACUGUGUUGAACAUUUAUUUCUCUGUGUUUUCUCAGUGUUGAAUGUUGUUCUAAUGUUUUCAAUAGUGAUAUAAGUAAUAUAAACCUUGUUUUCUUCAUUUAUAUAAAUGUAGAUCAGUUAAUGAAAAUACAGCAUGAAAUAUGUUGGUUAUCCAUAAUAAUGUUAAUCCAUAAAAACUAACCACGCACAGUAUAAUAUAAAAUGUUAAUGGAAAAUAUUUCCAAUGUUGACAAAGAAUCUUUAAAUAAAUAAAGUUUUAUUUCUGUCUUUACCACAAA
Messenger RNA from Lates calcarifer (barramundi perch), 4606 nucleotides. RefSeq lists its product as uncharacterized. The coding region runs from base 427 to 2421 and encodes 664 amino acids. The record is from RefSeq and is a predicted model, not a curated record. The transcript is spliced from 6 exons. Gene Ontology annotation, molecular function: GTP binding. NCBI's taxonomy places the organism in Eukaryota, Metazoa, Chordata, Actinopteri, Centropomidae.